Tripterygium wilfordii is the source of this 1962-nucleotide messenger RNA. Its product is annotated as probable terpene synthase 6. Lineage: Eukaryota; Viridiplantae; Streptophyta; Magnoliopsida; Celastrales; Celastraceae. The record is from RefSeq and is a predicted model, not a curated record. The transcript has 13 exons. The coding region runs from base 1 to 1962 and encodes 653 amino acids. Gene Ontology annotation, molecular function: magnesium ion binding; terpene synthase activity. Gene Ontology annotation, biological process: diterpenoid biosynthetic process.
AUGAGGAUAAAGAAUAAGAGGGUGUCGUCGAUGCAAAGGGUGCUUAACCUGUUGAGGUACGUAGCUCUGCGCAAUACUUGUGGAGGAAGAAACUGCAAUCUCUGCAACUGUAAACUGGACCUGUUAUUGAUCAUAUUUUAUGAAUUGUUUGGUUAUGCAGGAAUUGUGAUGCAGCGCGACGUGGUGGAAGGAAUGGCAUACACAAAACAAGUGAAUGAUCUAAAAGAAGAUGUGAAGAAGGAUAUGCUAACUACAUUUUCAAGCAAUGAUAAUAUGUUGGAGAAAAUUUAUUUGGUUGAUUCAAUUUGCAAACUUGGGGUUUCUUAUCACUUUGAGGGCGAGAUCGAGAAUGUAUUGUGUCAAAUGUUUCAUAUCCAAGAUCAUCACCUCCUUUCUUAUGAUGACAAUGCCUACGACCUUUACGCUGUUGCACUUAUUUUCCGAGUGUUUAGACAACAUGAUGUGUCUAACAAAUUCAAGGGCAAUGAUGGUAAGCAAAAGGCAACUCUUGCUAAUGUUGCAAAUGCCAUGUUAAGUUUGUAUGAAGCUUCUCAUCUAAGCUUUCAUGGAGAAGAUAUUCUAGACGAAGCCCUUUCUUUCUCCAAAUCUUGGUUGGAGUCAUUGGUCAAAAGCCAGACAAUUAGUCCUCAUCUUCGACAGCAUAUCAUGAAUGCCUUGGAGCAAACAUAUCAUAGGGGUAUCCCAAGAAUAGAGGCCAGGAAUUACAUAUCUUUCUAUCAACACCAAGAUUGUCACAAUGAAAAGCUUCUCAAGUUUGCAAAAUUAGACUUUAACCGAGUACAGUUACUGCAUCAACAAGAACUAAAAUUUCUCUCUAGAAUUGUGGAGUUGUACUCUUGGGCAGUAUCAAUGCUGUAUGGGCCUCACUAUGCACAAGCUAGAAGGACUUUUACUCAAAUGAUGAUGAUGUGUGUGAUUGUUGAUGAUACGUACGACGCAUACGGGACAUAUGAAGAACUUCAACAAUUUUCCAAAGCAAUUGAGAGGUGGAAUAUUGAUGCGCUUGAUUUACUGCCGGAUUAUUUGAAAAUUUUCUAUCAAGCUCUAUUAGAUCUAUUUGAUGAAUUUGAUGAGGAAAUGACAAAGGAAGGAAGAUCCUUCAGUGUAUCUUAUGCCAAGGAUUUAAUAAUAGAAGUGUCCAAUUCCUACUUUGUUGAGGCUGGGUGGUUUGAUAAAGGGUACGUGCCACCAUUGGAAGAGUAUAUGAGCAACGCAAUAAUCUCUGUCAAUGGUCAAGCUCUAGCAGGAUCAUGCUUUGUGGGGAUGGGAGAAGUUGCAGGAGUCGAAGCAUUCGAAUGGUUGAAAACUAAGCCCAAACUGCUUACAUCAGUGAGUAUACUUGGGCGUCUCAUAGAUGACAUUAUGUCGUGUAAGGGUGAGCAAGCAAGAGGACAUGUUGCAUCUGCAGUUGAAUGUUGUAUGAAACAAUAUGGUGUUUCGGAGAAGGAGGUGAUUGGGGAUUUGAAAAAGAGAGUUGCAAAUGAAUGGAAGACUGUCAAUGAGGAAUGCUUGAGGCCAUUUCCUGUGUCAAUGCAUCUUCUUCAGCGGGUGGUUAACAUAGCUCGCAUUGUUGAUACAAUGUACAAGUAUGGGGAUGCAUUUACAGAACCAGAAUAUAUCACCACAAGAAAUAAGAUAUCCAAUUUCAAUAUUCUUUGCAUUUGCUUACCGAAAUCUAGGCAGGAGUUUGGUGAGGCCCCUUUCAAGAAGCCACUUGCCUUUUGUGAUGGCUUCGUUGAUCAUAUGGACUUGCCUCCGAAUCCUUUGAUUGAGAGGGGAGCACCAAUAUCCAUGAGGAUUCUAGAGUAUUUUUGCUACGUAUCAUACGAGGUAGAAACCGGCCAUGGGAGCAUUGUGAAGAUCAGUGCAAAAAGAAACGCCGUUGCGGUAGAGUCUUCUUUGUCCAUGCUUGCAGCAGACUCUGUGUCGGAAUAUCACUAA